GAAACAUCAUGGCUCGUGACAUCGUGAAAGCGGCCAAAUCGGCAUCGAAUGUGAUAGCUGUGCACAAGAAAUACACUGUUCAAUCUACUGGUAUAUGGGAACGCAUUCGCCGCCUCCUUGCUGUCGACCCAAAUCGCUCAACCGGUGUUCCCUUGAACGCUCAAUAUCGUCUCCCGACUCCGGGAUCUCUGCCUCCUCUAUCAUACGAUGAUCCGGUUACCGUUCCGGCUGGUGAUUUGGCAGACAACCCCUACUGGAAACGUGAUGUUCGGAGAAGCUACCCCAGGCUUAGUGCAGUCACUCAGGCGGAUGCCGUUGGCCUUCUCAGCGUAGGAAGUCAAGCCACUCCCAAAGAUGAUGUCCUACAGAUUGGCGAGGCUGGAGAAAAGCAGCUGGUUUCAGUCAAGCAACAGGGGGAAGAGCGCGGUCUUGCUGCCCUGUUCGAGAAGGAUAAGAAUGGGAUCAAGGAAGUCCUCAGCGCCAACGGUUUGCCGCCAUUGCCAUGCAACCUGAACCCCUCGGGCACCAAAUACGAGCUCGGCCAUGAACAUGGCUACCCUGACGUCUACCCCUGCCGCACCUUCAUUUAGCUUUCCCGCCUGGUCAUCGGGUGAAGUAUAAAGGGAAUUGCGAUCACAGUUACUCUUUUCUUACUAGAAGUUCUCACACCGGCCCAACUUGUCCCCGUCUUCGCGGAUAAGUGGAUUGUUUACUGCAAUUGUAGUUCUUGGUGGGCUUGCAUGUAAAUUGUAGAUAAAUGAAAUGAUGCCGUGCUCAUACAUGGACUGGCGAUUCUGUUAUUUAGCCAAAAAUAAGAGCCGCUGUAUUGAUCGGAAGAUGAUAGAUAACGAUAUUACUAUCUGUUGCCAGAUCAAUGUGGCACGGGUUCUCGAAAUGCUGGGUGAGACCGGGAAUGUCCAAGCAUCUCACGACUUACCAAGUCGACUAAAAACCAUAGCUAGGUACUAGUCAGUCCUUGCAUGUCAAUAGAAUGUAC
Molecule: messenger RNA, 997 nt
Organism: Aspergillus sclerotioniger CBS 115572
Lineage: Eukaryota; Fungi; Ascomycota; Eurotiomycetes; Eurotiales; Aspergillaceae
Product: putative NADH-ubiquinone oxidoreductase 21 kDa subunit
Exons: 3
Coding region: 9-590 (193 amino acids)
Source: RefSeq, a predicted model, not a curated record